AUGGUCGUAUCAACAAGGCGUGCCUCUGCAAAGCCUCGCUCACAGUGCUGCGUCAAUCACCUGCUGCUCACCAUUGCCACCUUGGGCUCGCUGGUCCCUGCGGCUCACUUGAGACGGCUUUCGAGCGCAACGGAACCCUGGCAGGCCGACUUCUUCCGGUACACGAAACGCAGCAUCCCAGCAAAACGAGGCCCUCCCGAAGACUGGCAAGGCAAGAUACCUCUCGUGGUAACAAACAAAUGCGAGACCACCAUCUGGCCCGGACUUGCUACCCAGUCUGGUACCGGUCCAGGCACGGGAGGGUUUGAAUUGCAACCUGGCAAAAACAGGACGCUAUGGGUUGCGCCCAACUGGCAGGGUCGAGUCUGGGGGAGGACAAACUGCACGGUCAAUGGUGAUUCCUGUGCCUGCAAGACGGGAGACUGUUUUGCCAAGUUGGACUGCGAAUUUAGCGGAGCAACCCCGGCCACGCUCGCUGAAUUCAACCUGGCUGGCGGCACCACGGGCAUGCAGACAUUCUACGACAUCUCCCUGGUAGACGGCUACAAUAUCCCAAUGGGCAUCAAUUACCUCCCGGCCAAGAACACGACGUAUAUCCCACCCAACCUGACAAACUGUGCGUGCAUUGCGACGACCGGGUGGCUUUACAGCAAUGCCAAGACGGGCACUUUCUACGCAAACUCGUCUUAUCCCGUCCCUUUGGAGCCGCAGGAAACCAACGACAGCAUCGAAAACUGGUGUCCGUGGCCCAACCUCGCCUUCCCGCCCACGAAGCCUGGAGACGGCGUGUACCCGUAUCCUGAUGACAAGAUCCGCAGACCGGCAUUCUCCCCCUGCAACAGCGCUUGUGCGGCAACCGGCUCAGACCAAGACUGCUGCAUCGGCAAGUACCACGACGCCAAGAUAUGCAAGCCCUCGAGUUACAGCAGAGCGGUAAAGGCGGUUUGCCCUGAUGCGUACAGCUUCGCCUUUGACGACCAACGGUCAACCUUUAUCGUUCCCAAAGGUGGCGGGUGGGAAGUGGUCAUGUGCCCGUCGGGCCGCUCGACUAACAUCUUGCGGCAGUUGGGUCAGGAGCUUUCCCAGCUGGCCAGUGGUGGCAGGCUGUCAGCAAGGACUAUGAACCUGCUCCGGAAUGUCACCUAUAUCGAAGCUGACAAAGGGGCGGCCGGCACAGCGAGACCUUGCCACGGACGGAUGCUUUCUCUGCUGGUGUCGCUGAUUAGUUUGCUGGUCAUGCUGUGA
Messenger RNA from Ustilaginoidea virens, 1245 nucleotides. RefSeq lists its product as uncharacterized. The transcript has 2 exons. NCBI's taxonomy places the organism in Eukaryota, Fungi, Ascomycota, Sordariomycetes, Hypocreales, Clavicipitaceae. Bases 1 to 1245 code for a protein of 414 amino acids. The record is from RefSeq and is a predicted model, not a curated record. Gene Ontology annotation, biological process: defense response. Gene Ontology annotation, cellular component: extracellular region.